CUCGCUGUGACAUGGCGUCGCGAGUCCGCCCGAUCAAGCUCGACAACAUGUACCCGAUCAUAACAGGGCUGGUCGCAGCGUUGGCCAUGACUACAUUCAAAGGAUCUACCGCAGAGACCGAACAUGUCCACUUCCGCAUCAUUGUCCCCGAGUACGUCAACACCCACACCCACACCAAGACGGUGUACGUCGUGCCUCAGCAUGGCGAUCACGGCGCCACGGCUGAGGCGGGGUCCCUCCACGGCGUGGGCUCGGGUCCAGGCGUCGGCCUCGGCAGCGGACUAGGCGCCGGAGAGCCCCGCAUCCCCUCAGAGCCCAUCACCGUCAGCGGCGUCAGCGCACCCGAGACCGCCGUCGGGGGCCCCGGGGUGGUGACGCCCAUCGUCCCGGGGUCGCUGCUCAGCCCUGAACAGGUAGCCGGCGGCCACCAGACGAUCCUCGGGGGGCUGCUGCUGCACCACAAGAGGCACGGCAAGGCCUGCAAGGGGCACGGCUGUCACCACGGACACGACAAGGGACACAAGGGACAUGGGCACGGACAUGGCUGCGGACAUGGACAUGGAGGGGGUGGCCACGGAGGGGGACAUGGUCAUGGACAUGGGCAUGGCCACGGUGGGGGAGGCAAGGGGCAUGGCCAUGGCGCAGGGGGUCACGGGCAUGGCCACGGCGGAGGGGGUCAUGGGCAUGGCCACGGCGGGGGAGGCAAGGGACAUGGCCACGGAGGAGGGGGGCAUGGCCACGGCGGAGGGGGUCACGGACAUGGCCACGGCGGAGGGGGUCACGGACAUGGCCACGGCGGCGGAGGACAUGGACAUGGCCACGGCGGUGGGGGUCAUGGACAUGGAGGUGGGGGCCAUGGGCAUGGGCACGGCCACGGCGGCGGUGGACAUGGGCAUGGCCACGGUGGAGGAGGGCAUGGCCAUGGCCACGGUGGAGGAGGGCAUGGCCAUGGCCACGGCGGUGGGGGCCACGGGCAUGGCCACGGCGGCGGAGGACAUGGACAUGGCCACGGCGGAGGAGGACAUGGACAUGGAGGCCAUGGGCAUGGGCACGGCGGGGGGCAUGGACAUGGCCACGCUGGAGGAGGUCAUGGGCAUGGGGGUCAUGGAGGAGGGCACUGCCACGGUGGGCACGGGCACGGGCAUGGCCACGGGCAUGGCCACGGGCAUGGCCACGGGCAUGGCCAUAGCCAUGGGGGGAAGCAGAUCGAAGGCAAAUCCACCCUCAUCUGCUCUCACGGGCACGGGCCCGGCAACGAGCUCCUGUGCGUCGAGUCUAAGAACCUGAUCCAGGACGAGAACAAUGAGUCCAAACACUUCUACGAGCACGAGUCUUACGGGGCCAAGGACGAGAAGUACAAGAAAAAGGAGUCGCUAAAGCACGCCGCCCAGGAGGUGUUGGACGGGUACACGGAGACUCACAAGAAGGACAAGGGAGGGAGCACGACGGGGCACUCGGCUGCGCUCGUCGCCGCAGACCCCGGCCAGCCCGGCGAGGACAAAAGCCAGCUGGCCGACGAGGCGCCCACGGUGUCCGCCGAGGCCAGCAACCCAGGCGCCAGCGUGGAGGACCACCCCGUCGGAGUUGGACACGUGGCAAGUUUCCAGCAGGUUCAAAAAAACAUUAAAAUCAAAAUUGAAUAGG
Messenger RNA from Frankliniella occidentalis (western flower thrips), 1644 nucleotides. RefSeq lists its product as uncharacterized. NCBI's taxonomy places the organism in Eukaryota, Metazoa, Arthropoda, Insecta, Thysanoptera, Thripidae. Bases 12 to 1643 code for a protein of 543 amino acids. The record is from RefSeq and is a predicted model, not a curated record. The transcript has 3 exons.